Molecule: messenger RNA, 846 nt
Organism: Cricetulus griseus (Chinese hamster)
Lineage: Eukaryota; Metazoa; Chordata; Mammalia; Rodentia; Cricetidae
Source: RefSeq, a predicted model, not a curated record
GCCUGUUCCCCUUGACUCCUCCUCCGCUGCGUUGCUCAUCUUCUUGUUCUGGUUUGUGGUCCACUGCAGCCACCGUAGUCAGGUAGCAAGAUGGCGGCGUCCGUCUUCACAGGUGCGCUGAGAGCCGCUUCAGGAAUAUUACGGCCCCUGAAUGUUUUGGCAUCUUCAACCUAUCGGAACUAUGCAAAGAAUGCCUGUCUUACUUCUGCACUGUGCACCAUUCAUUUUAGACACAUUCAGACACCAGUUGUUUCCUUUGCUCCAAGACUUGUCACAUCUGUCAGAAACCUGACACAUGGGCAUACUGCAACAGUCCUUAAUAGAGUGGCUGCAUUGGUUCCCAGUGUCCUGAAGCCGCCUGUCAGAACUCUAACGUACUGCAGCACACGGAAAGGCAAGAGGAAGACAGUAAAAUCGGUCGUCCAUCGGUUCCUUCGACUUCAUUCUGGCCUUUGGCUAAGGAGAAAAGCUGGCUAUAAGAAAAAAUUAUGGAAAAAGUCAACGGCAAGAAAAAAGCGCUUAAGGGAAUUUGUGUUCUGCAACAAGACCCAGAGUAAACUCCUGGAUAAAAUGACCACGUCUUUCUGGAAGAGGCGCAACUGGUAUGCUGAUGAUCCUUACCUGAUGUACCAUGAUCGAACGAACCUGAGAGUAUAGUUCAGAGCUUUCAUAGGCUCCCAACUAUGGAAUGUGGAUCUUUGUGUACAUGAUAUCCUUGCAGAAGUGAGUAUGUGGUAAACUGUACCAACUGAUUGACAAACAGAAUAUCACCAUUGUGCUUAAAAGUCCAUGUAUUAAAUAUUCCCAGAGUUGGUCAUGGAAUUAAAAGUUAUUUUGUGCAUUAUU